Crotalus tigris (Tiger rattlesnake) is the source of this 4425-nucleotide messenger RNA. It is a transcript of the gene OTX2, whose product is annotated as orthodenticle homeobox 2. Gene Ontology annotation, molecular function: DNA-binding transcription factor activity, RNA polymerase II-specific; RNA polymerase II cis-regulatory region sequence-specific DNA binding. The record is from RefSeq and is a predicted model, not a curated record. Gene Ontology annotation, biological process: regulation of transcription by RNA polymerase II; multicellular organism development. Bases 1200 to 2069 code for a protein of 289 amino acids. The transcript has 5 exons. Lineage: Eukaryota; Metazoa; Chordata; Lepidosauria; Squamata; Viperidae. Gene Ontology annotation, cellular component: nucleus.
UUGUGAAGGUAUAAGUUGGAAAUGUAAAAAAACAAACAAAAAAAACCUACAAAAAAGCCAUCCUGAAAGAGCACUUUCCGAAGAAAAUAGAAAGGUCUACUAAUGUUUUGUGCAUCUCUAUUUGUUAUCUUUUACACCCUUUUGUCACUUUUUACACCUCAGUCUGCUUUUCUCUCUCUCUCUCUCUUGGAAAGUGGUAUUUUUGCCUGUGUGUUGAAGUAAAUGCACCCCUCUGAUCAGUUAGAAGCUUUUAAAAAACAACACAUACACAAACACCCUUUCUUCUGAUUAAAAUCUUAUCCCAUUUCGCCCUGGAUUAUAUGAUAUCGAUUCUCCAAAUAAUUGAUGGGGCCUAAUUAAAAAUCUGAAAAAAGGAGGGGGGCAAGUUCUUGGAUAGACCUUUCUCGCAAAACGAUUUUCCCCCUUAAGCAGGAAAAUAAAGCUUGGGAAAAGUAGCAAACGAAAAUAUUAGAGAAGAUUUCAAACCUCUUCACUGGUAGCCUUGGUGUCUUUCUGAUCGCUCUUCCUUAACCGACUUGGCUAGUUUCUCCUUUCUUUCUCUACCUUUUCUUGCUUGGCUACGAAGUUUAGCGAGCCCCGGAAAAUCCCAGGGCCGCGUGGGUCAUUUUUUUAUCCUGGCUUUUGGUUCUUCUGAAGGGUUAGCUGUGUCAAACGAGGGACGGGGGGGAAAAGAGUAGGCAGAGGAAGGGAGUAAUGCCCCAUCCAAGUGAAAACUCCUCCGUCCAUAGUUGCCUAGCAAUUUGAUUAGGGCCGACUAAAAAGGUCACAAAAUAGUGUGCGAGUUUUCAAACGCUCCUUUUCAAGUUAGUGCUAAAAGAAAGGCGCGGGUCAAAACGACGCCAAAAUUGAAACCAAAUGUUGUGGACCACGAGAAGCCCAGGGCUGCACCAGAAGAGACCUUCACUCCCUGAUUUUUGGAGAAAACAAAAAACUCUGCUUUGGGAGCUCCUCGGGAUCACUCGGCCAGGCGGUUUGGCCACCCCGUUUUGGUUUUGUUUUUUUUAACUCGCAGCUCUUCCAGAAGCUUUAAGGCUCCGGAUUACAAAGUUAACUUCUCUACCCGAAAGAUCUGGAGAAGAAAGAGGAAAGGAGAAAGAAGCAGAUCCAGGAGGCACCUCCUGCCAACUCCAAGCAGCCCCAGAAUUUUGGCCAUUUUUCCUCCUCGCCCCAACUUUAGCAUGAUGUCUUAUCUUAAGCAACCACCUUACGCAGUCAACGGCCUAAGCCUCACCACCUCCGGGAUGGACCUGCUCCAUCCCUCCGUCGGGUAUCCAGCCACCCCUCGGAAACAGCGGAGGGAGCGCACCACCUUCACCCGCGCGCAGCUGGACGUCCUGGAGGCCCUUUUUGCCAAAACCCGCUACCCGGAUAUCUUCAUGCGCGAAGAGGUGGCCCUCAAAAUUAACUUGCCGGAGUCACGAGUGCAGGUGUGGUUCAAAAAUCGUCGGGCUAAAUGCCGCCAGCAGCAGCAACAGCAGCAGAACGGGGGCCAGAAUAAAGUGAGGCCCGCAAAGAAGAAGAGUUCUCCAGCCAGAGAAGUGAGUUCAGAGAGUGGAACCAGCGGCCAAUUCACACCUCCAGCCAGUACCUCAGUCCCUGCCAUUUCCAGCAGCAGCGCCCCAGUGUCUAUCUGGAGCCCAGCAUCCAUCUCUCCUCUCUCAGACCCCCUGUCCACUUCUUCUUCAUGCAUGCAGAGGUCCUACCCUAUGACCUACACUCAGGCUUCAGGCUAUAGCCAAGGAUAUGCCGGCUCAACCUCAUAUUUUGGAGGAAUGGACUGUGGAUCUUACCUGACCCCUAUGCAUCACCAGCUCCCUGGACCAGGGGCCACCCUUAGCCCCAUGGGUACCAAUGCUGUGGCCAGCCAUCUCAACCAGUCUCCAGCUUCACUCUCCACUCAAGGUUACGGAGCUUCAAGUUUGGGGUUUAACUCAUCUACUGAUUGUUUGGAUUAUAAGGAUCAAACAGCCUCCUGGAAGCUAAACUUCAAUGCUGACUGCUUGGAUUAUAAAGACCAGACAUCUUCAUGGAAGUUUCAGGUUUUGUGAAGACCUGUUAGGAACCCUUUGUGAUAAACAAUAAUGGUGAUGAUGCUAAUGCUGAUGAUAAGUGAUCACAAUGAUGUUGUUGAAACAGACAAGACAAUAGCCAUAGUAGGCUGACAUUUCCAGUUUUGAGAUCUUUGAUUUAAAUUAAAAAGAAUUGUGAACAGGACACAAAAUAAUAACAAAGGCAAGAAAUUCAGUGGCCGUGAUCAUACCUCCCAAUUUCACCUCUUGCUCAGAUGCUCUGGAAAGAAAGAUAAGAAGGAAAGACAUAUUUUGUUGACCAAGAACAGAACCACAUCACUUAGUUUCUCAUUGCUUCAUAGUUUUAGCCAAUUGUUGGGUUUCUUUGCCUGGAUAGGGAUGGAAGAUUAUUCUAUGACCCAGAGUAGGGGGUAUUGGGUUCUUUCUUUCCUUUUUUCUUUCUUUCUUUCUUUCUUUCUUUCUUUCUUUCUUUCUUUCUUUCUUUCUUUCUUUCUUUCUUUCUUUCUCUCUCUCUCCUGCCUUUCUUUCCUGCCUUCCUUCCUUCCUGCCUGCUUGGCACUAACUAGUUACCUUUUUUGUAUGGCAAGAAUGACCCUUCUUUUCCUUCCCUUUCCAUCCAACCUUGGUUAAAAUGUUUGUGUUAUGGGACAAUACAUCCAUAUACAUCUCUCAAGCUUCUUCGAUUGCUUCGGCCUCAUUUGGCAAAGUUGGCCAUAGGAAAAAAAAUGAACAAAGAACUCGGUUAAGAGCUCUGUGGAUCAUGGGACUGAUUGUCUUAGCUGCACUACUUUAUUUAAGAGGGGGAGAAAUAAGAAUAAUGUCAAUAAGGAGUCAAUAUGUAGUUUUUAAGAGACAAUCAGUGUGCGUCUUAUAUAAAUGGUACAUCUGUGGUUUUUAAUCUGUGCUAGACUUUAAAACUGUGAUCUCCUGUAUUGUAUGCAAUUAUAAACCCCACACCAGCAGGAGGUUCUGCUGUGAUUUUACAGAGGUUAUAAUUAACGGUGAAAUUUGAGCAACUGAGUUACAUAUGACCAUCUUUCUAUUUCUUCUUUCUUUCUUUUUCUAUCUCUCUUCCUCUCCCUCCCUGUCUGGUUUUCUUUCUGUCUUUCUCUUGCUCUAAAAUUGCCUUUUAUUAGAGGUAAACUGCACUGAAAAAACAAAGCAACUUUUAACAGCAAGCUGUGGCUGAACGAACAUCACUGAAAUCUAAAAAAAAAAAAAGUCACUAAAUAAAAAUACACGUGGACUUUUACCUUCACCUGUACUACAGUAGCCUACUGUUGGAAAAGCUAGCAGUAAGGAGAAAGAAGUAUAUAUAUUUAAGACAUCGGUCAAUUGCUCUGACCUUGAGUUUCCAAACAGCAAAAAUACUUGUUGUUUUUAUGCUUGCAGAUGUGAAAUGGAGAAAAAAAAGAUAUAUAUGCAUAAACCUUUUUUUUCUGGAUUUGGCAGAUAUGUAUAAUUCUAUUAAAUGGUUCUAGCACAAGUGAUAGUCUUUGUCUCCCCAUGUGCUUGCAAAAGUUCCCUUCCUCAAAGCUCAUUUCAACUUCCAUAAAGCGAAAGGUUUUGAGAAUUUGUUUCUGGAACCAAAGGGGGGAUUUUUUUUUUAUUUUGGUGUCUCCAGGGUUUGAUUUAACCUUUUGUGGCAUUCCCAAACCAGCUUAGCUUUGCUGUCUCUGCAAAACUACAAAGAAUCCAGAUCUUUGCUCUCUUUCGGGGGUUAAUUUAGGAAACAAGCUGAAUUUCGUCAACUGUUUGCCAGAAUAGAAAAUGGUGGUGGGCUGUCCCCCACUUUCCCUCCCCCCUGUCUUUAUUUCGUUUCGGGCUUUUUCCUGAUUAAUUUAGAGAUUGAAAAGCAGAGGAAAGGAGAUAAAGAACUAAGGGGGGGGGAGAUGCUUUGGAAGCUCAGGGGGUGUUUGAGCCGCUCCUAUAAACGUUCUGAGAAGAAGGGAUAUAGGAUAUACGCGAAACAGCAGACGCAGUCACGCACAAAUGAUGGGUGGACAAAAGAGUUGGGAUAAAGUUUUUUGAAAGCUAUGAUUUCUACAGCUGGACACAAAAGGACUUAGAGCACCCUGCGCCCCCCUCCCUUUUCCUCCCUGCCUCCCCUUGAAAUCACCAGGAAAAUGGUUACCUCUUUGGGGAGAGAAAUAGCGUGCCUGAAUCCGCCGCCUUCUUUUCCUUUCCUUUCCUUUCCUUUCCUUUCCUUUCCUUUCCUUUCCUUUCCUUUCCUUUCCUUUCCUUUCCUUUCCUUUCCUUUUCCUUUCCUUUCCUCGCCUUCAGUCGAGGUAGAAUAAGCUAAACGUUUUGGAAUCGGGCUGGGCGUUUAAGGUGCAGCCACACAUCAAUAAACAUACUCUUUCAAUUAACUGCA